Messenger RNA from Limulus polyphemus (Atlantic horseshoe crab), 2762 nucleotides. RefSeq lists its product as uncharacterized. The record is from RefSeq and is a predicted model, not a curated record. The transcript is spliced from 2 exons. Bases 983 to 1567 code for a protein of 194 amino acids. NCBI's taxonomy places the organism in Eukaryota, Metazoa, Arthropoda, Merostomata, Xiphosura, Limulidae.
UAAGCAAAGGAGACUAAUUAUUUCAUGUUAUGUAUAAAAGGCAAUAAUAAUAAUAUUGCCAGACCCACUUGUUAUAUACGGCAGAAUGUCUAUGAUAUGGAACAGACCCACUUGUUAUAUACGGCAGAAUGUCUAUGACAUGGAAUGAUGUAUCGUGUAACUCGCGUUGUAAGGACACGAAACCAUGACGAAAUCGAUUACUUGCGCAACUGUUACUCAUGUUUCGUGUGUUUCUCAAGAUCUGGUUCGUCGGUUCCAAGCAAGAUAAUUCACAGUCUUCUCCAACAGCUGAAAACCUGACUUGUACUUUUAGUGGUUAGCUGUCAGAUCUUCUCGUGAUUUUGUUUUUAUAUCUUUAGGCAGAUGGUUGUGCACACACACACAAAAUCAACCCCAGGCUGGUGUAAUGCCUUAUGUAAGCUUGCUUGUGUUCAGUAAAAUGUUGAACUUAGCUCUCGUCCCUAGAUCGUGCGGCAUAAGAUUCACAUCUGAGAGACGGAUAGAUAGAUCCCUGAGGCGUAAUCGUUAUUUGACUUUUGUAACCACGCAAACGUCACAGCGUGUUGAUCCCUGAACAGUAAACUUGAAAUUGAAAUUCGUGUUUCAUCUGACAAAAAUCGCACGAAAAAUAAACCCAACUGAUAAAAGCGGGACCAGUCUUGAAAGAUAAGACUAUACUAAUAGCUUCGUAAUUUGUCUUUUUCUCCAGUAAAGGUGUUCAUAAAAAAUAUCUCCCGCGUUCCAGAAGUUUCAACUAAAAUAAUAUCACAGAUAAAAAUUAGCUACAAAAAGGAGGAUUAGAUCGUAAAAUUAUGAACAUUACAAGGACAUAAAAAAGUUGAAACGAAGACUAAUGACCUAAUGAUAGCCUUGAUAUCAUAAAUUCAAAUACGAAUAUCACGUAGCAUGAUAUUACCGAAAGACACCUUUUCAGAUCAACAUAACGGGGUGGACUCUGAUAAUUAUCAGAAACAGAAGCACAAUGUCAUCUAAACCAUCAAGUGAUCGUCAGUUCUUGGUGGAAAGCUUGGAUUUUCUCAGCCCAAAUCAGCUGCCAACCCAGCAGGGUUUUAGAAGUCACAGUUUCAUGUGCUUGUCUAAUAGUAGAAAUGGCUCCGAUAGGGACUCUGAAGAGUGGCCAGAGGUUCCUUUGUCACCUUUAGAUCAUUCAGUUAAAACCUGGCAAGGAGGACCAACUCCUGUCACUUUAAUCUGUCCUAACCCUCGAACUACAAAAUCUAUAACAUUUGCGCAAAAGGACUGCGUUUGCUAUUCUGAUUCUGAGGGCCAAACAGACUCCAUUCGCGAAACACGCAAUGUUCAACCAAAGUCAUCUUCGUCUUCAGAUGACCUUCCACGAAAAACAAGAUGGCUCAUCAUUAUAACUGGUAUAGUUAUAAUCCUAAUGAGUAUUUUACUGGUGGGUGUUUCGUUACGUCUUGCUCCAGUUAUAGAUGACCUUGUUCGCAAAGAAAAUGAAGAUAUUUUCCGAUUUAUGACAUCUACUAUCUCACCUUACGGCGAUGCUGAUAAUCAAACAUCCAACGUCACGGGACAGCCAGGAUAAUCACAUUCCAGUAUUUGUUUGCUCUCCAAUCAGACAUUUAUAUUUACGGUGAAAGUUUCAAAACACGGCUAUUAGCAAUAAAAUAAUGUCUUGGGAAUAUGGAUUAUUAAAUAGUUGAGAUAAAAUUCUAUCUGAAGUUGCCAAAAUAGUUUUUAAACAAGCCACCCGAAAUGACUCUUUGAUAACCUAGAUGCUGCUUGGUGGCAACUUACAAGUUUGCCACCCAAUAAAAAAUAUAUCUAUCUAAGUGCUGAAAUAAUAGUAAUACUAAUAAUAGUAUCGUCUUAAUAUUCUUUAUGGUAGUGGUCUUUGGUGCCUUGUGCAUACAAGUCUCUACACGAGAUAUUAUUAGAUAUAUAAACAUUUAUUCAACAUACAAGGAAGACCACAUCAACCCUGUAUGGAGGUCGUCAGCUGUAACUUUUAAAAGCCUGAGUAGAUUGUGUACGUGUUUCUUCUUUAGAAGGAAAAAAAAACGUAUGGAAUUUUUUUUUCAUCUUCUAAAAGUUUGUCACCUCCAGAUUGAAAUGCACCGUAUAUAUAUAUAUAUAUUCUUUCGCAUUAUUUUCAUUCCACUUUGUAACCAUUUUCUGUAAGCAUGUUCGUUUGCUUUCUUAUAAUUAAUGAUGUUCUGCGUGUUCCAUAUUAUUGAAAUUUGUUGGUAGAGAAUAUUUUAUUUAAAUUUAUCAAGGACAGAAACAUUUUUAUAGACAAAAAAAGAAAGAAACACCCUGCACUGAUGAAAAGAAAACAACAACAGUAGAUUUAGCCCUCGAUUGAAGAGAUUACAAAUAUUUUGUUUUAAAUGCAUAUAUAUAUUUUAUUUCUACAACUACAUUUUAAUUAACUUUUAAUGGAAUGGUUUAUUAGUAUAAGAGCUACUUUCAGCCUGGAGUUUUUCUUGUACGUCAACUGAAAAUGUAUUUGAGAUUUUAGAGCACGCUCAGAAAUGCCUACGAUGUUGUUGUGCAGUGUCGUUGUGUUAAAUGCUAGAUAUGUAAUUUAAGUGUCGUGAUCUUCGAUUUAAAACAAAAAACAAGUUUGUAGUAGAUAAAUAGUAAUGUGUACAUCGAAACAUAGAAAUAGUGUCUCAUGAGACUGGGUAUUGUUUCAUGGUGAAAUUUGUUUGUUUGUAGUAAUGCAAACACAAAGCUACACAAUGGGCUAUCUGUGCUCUGCCCACCACGGGUAUCGA